AUGGAGAACUUACCAGCAAAAAGAAGUUAUGAAGAUGAUGGUACUACAUCGAAUUCGAAAGAAAGAAAAAAGCUUAAUACUAGUCGGUACUUAACCUAUGACGUUUUAAGAAUUGUAUUUAAAUAUUUGAAUGGAAUGGAACUAUCGAACGCUUCAAUGGUUUGCAGAUCUUGGUUAGAAGUGGCAAAUGAUGAAAAACGAACAAGGGGGGGUCCUAUUUGUUUUAUAGAAAAUUUAGAAAUGGGUGUGGAAUAUUUUAAUAUUCAAAUUACUGAAAAAUUAAGAAUCAAGCCAACAUUAGGAUUAAUAUUUAAAGCUCCACGUAGAUUAUAUAGUAAACAAGAUUGCCAUUGUAAAAUACUUCCAAAAAAUUGUGAUGCAAUAACACUUGCCACAUUUGGUAUACUUAUCAAUGAUAAAGAAAUGGAAAGUGCUUUAGACAAUAUUGUAUGUGCAUUUUUACCUGAAAUACCAGAUGUAACAAUCACAAUUGUUGCAUUUUCAAAAUAUAAGGUACAACAUUAUAGACGAAUGAAAAAAGCUCUUAGCAGACAUGGAACUAAUGGAUCUAAAUGUCUUUUAUUAUUUUGUAAUCAAAGAGGUCGUGCUUUAGCACAAACAGCUGCAGGAGAAUUACAAUUAUGUAACAAAACAGUUAAACCUUCUGUAUGGGGAGGAGUAGUUAAGGAUUUAUAUGUGUAUAAUUCAAAAAAUCCUACAAGUGAUGAUUAUGUUCGAUUUGCAUUUUGUGUUGGAAUUACUAUAGUUGGAUCAGUAGAUUCAUGGUCUAUAGUUAUGGAUGAAAGUUAUAAAACUAAGGAAUUAGUUGAACAGAGAUUAAAGUUGUUUAAGAGUCAUAUUUCUCUAAAAAAACAUUCCAUGGGUUUUAUGUUUGCGUGUUGUGAACGUGGAGAAAAUAUGUUUAAUGAACGAAAUGUGGAGUCAUCUAUUUUCAAAAAAUUAUUUCCAGACAUACCAUUAGUAGGAUGUUUCGGUGAUGGAGAAUUCGGAGAAACUACAAUACCAACUAAAAGCUUUAAUGAUAAAAAAAAUUUCUGGUACCACGAGAGAUCAACCGUUUUUUUGAUAAUUACAUAUGGUUAAAAUUCAUAAUCUAUAAUAAACAAAAAUCUGAAUCUCUUUAAAAUUAAUUGAGAUAAUAUCUUUGAAUUAAAACGUAUAUGAUAUACGUUAAAUCGCGAACUAUAAUAUACAAAGUCUACAAUUGUGAUUUAAUUGUGAGAAAAAAUGUGUUUUGUAAUGAUUUAUGUUAAUAUAUUUUACGUUCGUAUAAAUUA
Molecule: messenger RNA, 1298 nt
Organism: Apis cerana (Asiatic honeybee)
Lineage: Eukaryota; Metazoa; Arthropoda; Insecta; Hymenoptera; Apidae
Product: F-box only protein 22
Biological process (GO): protein polyubiquitination; positive regulation of proteasomal ubiquitin-dependent protein catabolic process
Molecular function (GO): protein binding
Source: RefSeq, a predicted model, not a curated record